Messenger RNA from Cetraspora pellucida, 903 nucleotides. The record is from the annotation of a GenBank genome assembly. Lineage: Eukaryota; Fungi; Glomeromycota; Glomeromycetes; Diversisporales; Gigasporaceae.
AUGUCAUCUGGAAGUGUUACUGUCGAAGUUGAAGAAGAAAAAAUAAAAGAACUAUAUUUGGCUAUUAGUCCAAACGGCAAUUUUGCAGUUGAAUUAGUAUUAUUCAAAAAUGAACCGGAUCCCAAAUUGAAAUACAAAUUUCGCAUGUAUGAAAUUAUUAUUAAGUCGGAUAAAGAUGAUAAAGAUGACCACUCGAAUCUGAAUUAUGAUGAUAGUUAUUCGGAUAGAAAAUUUUCUCAUAUUUCUAACUCAAAAACAUUUAAAUUUACAGAAAAACAAUAUGAGUUAAUUACAUCUGAAAAUGCAUUGAGUUGGUCUAUUGCUGUAUCAGAUGGAUUUAGCGGUGAUUGGCCACAUAAAUCAGUUGUUAGAUUAUUGGCGAUAUCUUGUAUAAGCGAGGAUGAUAUGUCACCUAAAGAAUACACUAAGAAAGAUAGCUCUAAAAAAGAAGAAACUAAAAGAGAAGAUACUAAAAAAAAGGUGACACCAGGGUUUACCAUCGUUUUUCCUAUUAAAAAAGAUAAUUCUAUUGGAGAAAAAGUGAGGGAAUAUAACGAAUUUGGCGGAAUAGUCAAAUUGUUUUCAAGAGAUGAUCACGGUAAGAAGCAGAAUAUGCCAAAUAUGCCGAAUAUGCCGAAUAUGAAACAAUUCUUUCUUAACAUUUUAAAUGUCAAUGGGAUUUAUAAAAACUUUGUCUUGAUUCCGAGUGCUAAUAAAAUGUGUAAGAAAUUUAGAUAUCCAAAGCGAACAUAUAAUGCCCUGAGUUAUAAUAGUAAAUUGGCAGAAGCUGGUUUUAGCAUGAAAUAUAUUACAAGAUGUUUGAAUCAGCAUUAUUUUUUAGUUGAUACUACACGUGAGGGUGCACGAUACAUGGAGCUUUAUGAUUUAAGGACAAACCAAUUA